Molecule: messenger RNA, 1323 nt
Organism: Fonsecaea multimorphosa CBS 102226
Lineage: Eukaryota; Fungi; Ascomycota; Eurotiomycetes; Chaetothyriales; Herpotrichiellaceae
Exons: 2
Coding region: 1-1323 (440 amino acids)
Biological process (GO): regulation of transcription by RNA polymerase II
Molecular function (GO): DNA-binding transcription activator activity, RNA polymerase II-specific; zinc ion binding
Source: RefSeq, a predicted model, not a curated record
AUGCCUUCUCGACGGUCGCAUACAAAGUCCCAUCACGGCUGUCGGCAGUGUAAAGCGCGGAGAGUCAAGUGCGACGAGACGAGUCCCCAGUGCCAGCGCUGUGUGAAGCGACAAAUCCCCUGUUCAUUCCUCGAGAAUGGCUCCGAAGGGUUCCCGACACCUCCGGGAAACACGUCCGUCCAUGACACAUCGACUCCCAAGAGCUUUGAUCAUCCGCAUUCGGACCCCGAGAAGAUACGACAUGCGGCACUGUCAACUCCAAAAGCCUCAUCGCCUCUGGCAACAGAGGGAGACCCAGCCAGUCUUGACAAACGGUUUGAUCUCCUGGACCUAGAACUCAUCCAGCAUUACUCUACACGGACGUACAUGACCAUGUCCUCGAGGCUCGCCACCCACGCUGUCUGGCGCGAUACGGUCUUUGCAGAGGCCUUGCGCCAUGACUAUCUCUUACAUGGCUUGAUGGCCACUGCAGCCCUACACAAGGCGACUUUGCUGCUCAAGUCGUCGGACGCGUAUGCUGAGUACUCCAAAGUGGCGCUGGCCCACCAGAAUGCCGCCUUGGCUGGAUUCAUUCCGGCAGUCAGCAAACCCAAUCAGGACAACGGGAUUGCCUUAUUCUCUGCCUCCCUUCUUCUCACGAUAUGGGCCUUUGCAUCCAAAAAACUACCCGAGGGCCUGAACAGUGUGAAGCUUGACUUUGGCUCGGGCGAAUCUUCCCCAGGUAUCACCCUGCCACUCGACUCGCCGACAGCUGACUUCAUCGAAAUCAUCAUGAUCCUCCGGGGAAUAUAUGCGGUGAUUAGAGAGACUGAUAAGUGGCUUCAAGGUGAGAUUGAGGAGCUGCUGCGGUAUCCUCGUUCAGAAGAUCUGCCACCACAUUCGCCAGAGGUGGAGGAGACUUUCAGCACACUCCGCAAAGCCCUGGAUGAUCCUCAACUAUUGUCGCUAUGGGAGGGGGAAGACCCUCACCGAAUGAAGAAUCUCUUCCUGGAGCAAAUGGAGGCUCUACGCGACAUCUCGAGAUGUCGUUCUGUUGUCGAAUGGGAUGGCCAUAUCUUUUCCUGGCUGAUCAUGGCACCACCGUCCUUCAUCCAUUGUCUCAAGCAGAGCAACCCCAUGGCCUUGGCAAUAUUCGCUCACUGGGCUGCCAUGUUCCGGUGUAUGGAUCAUCACUGGUGGGCAAAUGGCUGGGGUUACAGCUUGGUCGUGGACGUGUCUAGCCUGCUAGAUCCUGUGUGGGCGAGAUAUCUGGAUUGGCCGCGAAGACAAGUCGGCCUCGUGUUUCAAGGCGGUGGGGCUUUCGAUGCCCGCCGGAUGACCUGA